Molecule: messenger RNA, 2533 nt
Organism: Ostrinia nubilalis (European corn borer)
Lineage: Eukaryota; Metazoa; Arthropoda; Insecta; Lepidoptera; Crambidae
Product: facilitated trehalose transporter Tret1-like
Exons: 9
Coding region: 145-1539 (464 amino acids)
Biological process (GO): transmembrane transport
Cellular component (GO): membrane
Molecular function (GO): transmembrane transporter activity
Source: RefSeq, a predicted model, not a curated record
GUUCUGUGGUAUCAAAACAAGCGGUUAUGAGUAGCAGCGGGCAGUCCGCUCGAGUGGUCAAGACGCGUCGGUCUUGCACUCUUGUUAUCGCUGGCGCCGGGUGCCACAACAUCGCGGUAGCAUUGUUAAGUAUCGCGAAACAAAAUGUUUAAAUUGUCGCCGGCUUUUUUGAAACAGCUAUGGCUUACAUUCGGCGCAUCCCUGGCCUUCCUCAUUAUCGGGCUGGUGAGAGGGUACUCCGCCUCGGCGAUACCCUCGAUAGAAGCCUUGGACUCUGAAAUCAUACAGAGCAGUGAACAGAAAUCAUGGAUUGGGGCUAUCCCACCUCUGGGUGCGUUCGUGGGCAGUACAUUCUCUGGAGCGCUGAUGCAGCGGGCAGGCAGGCGCCGCAGUCUGCAGCUAGCAGCGCCACUCUGGGCAGCCGGCUGGCUUAUACUUGGGUUCGCCAAGUACUUUCCCCUGAUACUCGUGGGGCGCCUUAUAACUGGCCUGUGCGUCGGAUUCGCCCUGGCCCCGGCGCAAGUAUACGUGAGUGAAUGCUGCGAUCCUGAAAUCCGGGGCAGGUUGGGAUCGUUGCCCACUCUCUCCAUGUCCUUUGGGAUCUUGCUCUCCUAUGUCGCUGGCAACUGGCUCUACUGGCGGUACCUCGCCUUCUUCUCGGCUAUCUUUUGUGCCGUCCUAUUCUUCGUUCUGCUACCGCUACCAGAGUCGCCAGUAUGGCUGGAGAGUCGCGGGGCUGACGCAUCGUCUGCUGUCAAGUGGCUGCACCUCUCUGCGCGUGCCACCGCCAUCGUCAAGGACGCUCCAGAAAAGUCAGAGGAUCCGAGCACUCCGCCCAGUCUGUUCACGCGCAAGGUGUUCUUCUCGUCGGCGGUGAUGAAGCCGCUGGUGGUGGGCUUCGCGCUGCUGUUCUUCCAGCAGUUCAGCGGCAUCGACGCCGUCAUAUUCUUCACCGUUGAGAUAUUUGAAAGCGCAGGCAGCAAACUGGACGCAAUGACAGCGACAAUACUAGUGGGGCUGGUGCAGCUGGUCAUGAACGGCGUCAGCACCAUGCUGGUGGACCGCGCCGGGCGCCGGCCGCUGCUGCUCGUGUCCGCCGCCAUCAUGUGCGUUUCCAUGGCCUCCAUGGGCGCCGCCUUCUACUUCGAGUUCGAGAAGGAGCAGUGGCUUGGAUACUUACCCAUUAUAAGCCUGGUGGUGUUCAUGGUGGGCUUCUCGCUCGGCUUCGGCGGGCUGCCUUUCCUGCUGCUGGGCGAGCUGUUCCCCACGCACUACCGCUCGCAGCUGUCCGCGAUGGCCAGCGCUGUCAACCUGCUCUCUAUGUUCACUGUCAUCAAGUCCUACCACGCGCUUGAAGCGGUGCUUACUUCAGCGGGCACCUUCUGGAUGUACUCGUGCUUCUGUGCGUUGGCGUUCUUCUUCGUGCUCUUCGUGGUCCCAGAGACCAAGGGCAAGUCGCUCGCGGAGAUCGAACAACAUUUCCGCGGCGACAAAAACAAGGAAGCAAUCAAUUUGCCCACGGUAUCGGCUAACUGCUAGGGCUGUGCAAUUAAAAGGACAAUGCAAAUAUUGUGACAGUAAAUUAUAGAGACUCUUUUGUGUAGAACAAGAGUUGUGAAAAAGUAGACGGCUAUUAGACGUGUUUAGAAUUACAUGGCGCUGUUGAUAGAUAUUGUAUAGAUGACCCACGCUGAACUGUCCCACCAAACUCAAUGACAGGGGGGCGCUACCAUCGUUCAACUAUAUGGUUUCCGACAUGACAAAAAUCUGAACCAGCGAUCCGGUAUUGACGGUGGCGCCCCACUGUCAAUGUCAUCGACAGGACAGUCCAGUAUUUUGGAACUAUAACUGUUAUCACCACCUCCUUUUUGAGUCGCUGUAGUCGGGUAAAAGUAUUUGUACUCGUAGUAGGUAAUGAAAGUAUGUAGCUGGAAUAAUUUAAUUCGAGUUAGAUACAAUUUUCUUCUUUUUUCUUCUGCCUCGCCUUAUUCCGUUGCGCGGGUUGGCUUUUCCAAUCAUACGCCGCCAUUUGAUUCUAUCUUGAACGUCUUGUUCGUGGAGUCCCAAUACUUCCAUGUCCUUUUUGACGUUCGUCAUCCAGGUGGUUUGACGUCUUCCUCUUCCCCUCUUUUUUUGUAGUACAAAUUUGAAAGUAAAAAAAGCAAAAUAUUAUGGAAACAUUAUACGAUAUUGGUGCAUGAAGUAGGUUACCUAUAACAAUUUAAUGACUGGGGUAAUACCAUAAUCGCUAGCUGCGUUAACUGUUAAGCGCAAAUUAGGUACGAUCAUUAUGUCAGAUUAUGUCUUGCAUCUGAGAAGUGAUUUUAGUAUGUCCCGACCGGUCGGGGGUGAAGACCCCCCGAAGGUUUUAAAAGAUCACAUUAAAAAAUUUGUAGCUACCUAUACUGUUUGCAAAAAUUAACAAUAUGCUUUUAUAAAAAAUCUUAUAGAGAAGCGUUUAAAGAAAUUAUUAAAAUAAUUAUUUAAAUAAAUAUUUUUCCAUUUGUAGAAUCGCGCCGUGAAAUAGGUUGAC